This is a messenger RNA of Episyrphus balteatus (marmalade hoverfly), 4587 nucleotides long. RefSeq names its product vam6/Vps39-like protein. Gene Ontology annotation, cellular component: membrane; cytoplasm. Bases 411 to 4454 code for a protein of 1347 amino acids. Gene Ontology annotation, biological process: endosomal vesicle fusion; vesicle-mediated transport; autophagy. The transcript has 13 exons. NCBI's taxonomy places the organism in Eukaryota, Metazoa, Arthropoda, Insecta, Diptera, Syrphidae. The record is from RefSeq and is a predicted model, not a curated record.
CACAGUUUGCAAAAAAUAUCUUGACUCGUUGGUUGUGUGUUCUUACAUGUUUUUCGUUAAUUUUUUAUUUGUUUAUAAAACAAGCCGCAAACAAUAUUCAUUAAACUAUUCAUAAACAUGCACAAGUCAAAGUAAACAAUAAAACUACUCAUCAUACGCAACAAUUACCACUAAAUUCUUUCAAUGAAAAUUCAUUGUCAAUGUUCGAAAUUUUAUGUCGGCGGCAAUUCAUAAAAGGAUCCUUGUAGUGAAGGAAAAGUCAUUUCCAACUUAAAAACUGGCAUACUGCAAUUAUAAAAAUCUGGGGCUGGACAAGAAAUCAAGGUUUUCAUUUAUAUUUGCUUUUGCAGCACAAAUUUUUUUUAUUGACAUCUAUUUUGAGCGAAUAAAAUAUUUAUUUAACUCAAAGUAUGAAUAAUUUGGAUCAUGUGAAAAAUUACUAUCCUGAAAACUACAAAAUGGACUUAUCUGAAACAAUGAAAGCUGCCCUCUCAAAAGGUCCACCUCUUGUCAGUCCAGCUUCUAGCACUUCUGUUGUCACACCUGGAUCUGGAGUAAGCAAUCAUGCACCGCUUUCAGCUGACGGUCAACAUGGCAACCUUCAAGGUGUUGGCUAUGUCACUGAAAAACUUUACAUGCUAUUGCAGCUAUAUCUGCAAAACAAGGGAUGGAAUCCAAGUGUUGAACUGUUGCAGUGUUUCUCUGAUCUCAAGGAUAGUGCUAUGCUUCCGAGUGCUGCCUAUUUGCAAAUUCUAGCCAAUCGUUUAACUCUUGAUGGCCAAGGACGUUUGAUUUUGCGAGAGAAUGGCAAAAUAGUCCUUCCCUUCGAACACUUUGCCAAUGCUGUUAUGCUCAAACACAUGUCCGGACCGCAUGGUCUACAUUUGAGUGUAGAGGCAACAAUGCGGGCAGUUGUUGAAUCCUACACCAUCGGACGUGAUAACUUUGGAAUGGAAAAAGAAUUCAUCGUAGAGGUGGUACAAUCUUGCCCAUCGCCAGCAUGUCGUUAUUACAAGACACACUUGCCAAUGCCACCGAUUCCAUUUAUGGAACAACCAUUUGCCAGUGUUUCGCCAGAAUUUUUGCAACACAUGCCGCCACCUCAUUCGGUGGGUGGUGAAGUAGAUUUGAGCAAGAGCGGCCAUAGUAGUGCUCAAAAAGUUCCUCAACCAAUUUCGCAUAUUUCCAAACAAAAUUUGCAAACACAAAUAAACAAUCAUCAACAUCAUCAGCAACAAUUGCAACAGCAACAUCAGCAACAACAGCAGCAGCAACAACAGCAGCAACAACAACAGCAGCAGCAACAACAACAGCAGCAGCAGCAACAACAGCAACAGAUUACUGCUGCUAUCAUCCAACAACAGAAUCGUGUUAUGGCUCAGCAGAGUCUCGAAAAGUUUAGCAAUCUUUCGUCGAUUGAAAAGCAACGAGUUCUUCAGCAAUUGGAUAAGAAGCAUUACGAACAGAAUAUACCAAUUCCGGUGCCAGGAGGAAGUGUUGCUUUACAGCAAGCUCAGGUUCUAGCUAACGCAGGAAAUAUUCCUCAUCAAAUUCCCAGUUCCUCUCCUCACUUGCCACCUCCGCCAUCUCCAUCAUCAGUUUCAUCACAUACAGAUCAGAAUCAAAAGAAUAUUGAUGUUUUGCGCUCUAAUCUGGAGUCUUUGGAAUCAAAUAAAGAUUUACUAGCAUUACAUAAUGGUGCAUGGGGUGGUCAAGAUUUACGCGAAGGACAAACUGUAGGCCAGGAAAAAAUCGUACGAGCCUUUUCGGAAUUAAUGAAGAAUAUGUCGCGAAUGAAAUCAUACAUUCGUCCAUCAAUGUGCAAACCAUAUGGCAAACAAAGUGAAAGCUUGCAGAAAAAAAACAAUGUAAUCCUUGGCACACGAAGUGGUCAAUUGAUCAUGUAUUCGGUGCAAACAAAUGAGCCCGAUAGCAAAAUAAACUUGCAACUGUUGAAAUUUAAUAAAAAUUUCAGUAAGAAAGCAAUCAAUCAAAUGGAAGUGAUUGCCGAGGAGAAUCUUCUUUUCAUUCUCACUGAUAGCAUGAUUAAUGUAUGCGAUAUAAGUCGAUUAAAUUUUGCAUUUAUUCAUAGUUCCGUUGAGACCAAAGGAAGCAGUAUAUUUGUUCUAGAUGUGAAAACACCGAAAUCUCAAACUGGAGAAACAGCCACUGUGAUAAGAAUGUGUGUUGCCAUUAAACGAAAACUGCAAUUCUACUAUUGGAAACUGGAUCGAUUGCAUCCAUUGCCAAUCAGUAUCGAGUUGAAAGAUGUUCCGAGAGCACUCUGUUGGAUUGACGACAUCAUUUGUGUUGGUUUCAAGGACGAGUAUGUUAUCUAUAAUAUUUCUUCCAACACCCCAGAAAAGCAUGACCUGAUCGUCACAUCAUCGUCACACAGCAUGGACCCAUGCAUUUGUGUAAUAAAAAAUCACGUAUUUGGUGUUUCAAAAGACGAAUAUCUCGUUGCUAUUGAUCCAAAAGAUUUUGUAAAAACCAAAGACUCUGACUCGAAAUCAAAUAAAGAAAAUGCAGUCUCGGCUGGAGAAUCUAAAAACUCUGUCAAACCACUCACAUGGAGUAGUUCAGUGUUGGAUCUAGUUUGGGACGAGCCAUUUGCAAUUGGACGAAUAGCAAAUGGUGUUGAAGUGCGUUGUCUAGAAAGCAGUGGCCUCAAUAAAGAAACACUCGUCCAAAGUAUACCCGAACUAGGUAAGGUAAAGUUUUUGGUUCGAUCGGGAAAAGGAACAAUAUUUGCCGCAGCAAUAUCGGAGCUGUGGUAUAUUCAAUUGGUUGACAUUCCCACACAGCGACAGAAUUUACUCCAACAAAAGAAAUUUCAACUUGCAAUCGAAUUAACUAAUAUAUCUGACGAACCAGAAGAAAUCAAAGCUGAUACUAUUCGUCAAAUCCAUACACGUUAUGCCAAAGAACUUUUUGCCAAUAUGCAAUUCUCUCUGGCAAUGAAUGAAUUUGCUAAAGCACAAGCAGAUCCUUAUGAUGUCAUUCGACUGUUUCCUAAUUUAGUUCAGGAUCAAUCCAAGACAAACAUUCCAAUAGAGCCAGCAAAUAUGCCAGUUCUGGAAGAUAAAGAUCUAGAAAAUGCACUCAUGGCUUUGAUUGAUUUUCUCGCUGUUGCCAGACAAAAAGAAAUCCAUAAGCUAACCAACACAAAAGGACCUUCGAAAUCUUCGCUCUUGUCGAUUAUUGAUACAACUCUACUCAAAUGUUAUUUGCAGACAAAUGAUUCAUUAGUAGCUCCAUUGCUGCGUCUCAAACAAUGUCAUCUGGAAGAGUCCGAAAAAACUCUAAAAAAGCACGAUAAAAUCAGUGAAUUGAUAAUUCUCUAUCAAACAAAUGGAAAACACAAGAAAGCUCUUGAAUUACUCCAAGCCCAAGCAUCAAUUGAAGGUUCUAGCUUGUAUGGUCACGAAAGAACAAUUCGUUACUUACAAGCACUGGGCGCUGAUCAUAAAGAUUUGAUAUUUGAAUUUUCCAACUGGGUGUUGCAUAAACAUCCCGAAGAUGGUUUGAAAAUUUUUACCGAUGAUUUCAUUGAAGUUGAGAAUUUGCCCAGAGCUAAAGUUCUUGAUUUUCUUUUGGUUGGACACAAGAAUCUAGUUAUUCCAUAUUUGGAACACAUUGUAAAUGUUUGGAAUGAACCAAUAACAAUGUUUCAUAAUAUUCUUGUUAAGCAAUAUCGAGAAAAGGUACAGAUUUUGAUGAAAGAAUUGGAAAAUGCAAGAAGUGAAGGAAAUAGUGAAACUCUCCAACAGCUUGAAACUUAUCGUUCGAAAAUGUAUGAUUUUCUUAAGAAAUCUGACAAAUAUUCCCCAGAGACUGUUUUGCAAGAACUUCCUCCAAAUAUACUUCUCGAAGAGCGUGCCCUUAUUUUAGGCAAAUUAAAGAAACACGAAAAAGUGCUCGCUAUUUACAUACAAAUUCUUGGAAAUGUCGAAAAAGCUUCAGAAUAUUGUGAAGAAGUUUAUCCUGAAGAGAAUGAUAUAUUCGCAAUGCUUUUGAAAACUAUUCUCAAUCCUUUGAGUGUACCACCCUAUCAAGGAGUGGAAUUACAUCCGGAUUUCUUGAAACCAAAUUCGGAAAUUGUUUUGCAAUUGCUAAACAAGUAUGCUGUUAAUAUAAAUCCAGCUAAAGUUUGGCCAUACUUGCCCGAAGAUAUGCCCUUACAUAGAUUAAGAAAUUAUAUGGAAACUGUUAUUCGUACCCAAAUGGAAAGGAAGCGACAUCAUCAAAUAUUAAAAGGACUCCUUACCGCCGAAUGCCUUCGAUUGCAGGAACAACGAAUGCAUCAAGAAAAGAAAUGUGUUACUAUAACCGAUUUUAGUAUUUGUCCAGUUUGUAAAAAACGAUUUACCAAUCAAAGUGCUUUUGUUCGAUAUCCAAAUGGAGAAAUUGUUCAUUUGUCAUGUCAUGAUAAACAAGUUGGUGUCGCUUAAAUAUAAAUAAUAAUAAAAAUAGCUAUAAACUUAUUAACUUAAAUUUUAUAUAAAAUAUAUUAAUAAAUAAACCGCAAUGUAAUACUAUACUAAUAUUAAAAAUAGCACAUAUGUAAUAAUUAACCGAUAACGA